This is a messenger RNA of Paralichthys olivaceus (Japanese flounder), 6885 nucleotides long. It is a transcript of the gene onecutl, whose product is annotated as one cut domain, family member, like. Gene Ontology annotation, molecular function: RNA polymerase II cis-regulatory region sequence-specific DNA binding; DNA-binding transcription factor activity, RNA polymerase II-specific. The record is from RefSeq and is a predicted model, not a curated record. Lineage: Eukaryota; Metazoa; Chordata; Actinopteri; Pleuronectiformes; Paralichthyidae. Gene Ontology annotation, cellular component: nucleus. Gene Ontology annotation, biological process: regulation of transcription by RNA polymerase II.
AGGGAAGAGGAGGAGGAGGAGGAAAAUCUCACGAGAUAAUGAAAGAAACAGAGGCGAGCUGCUAGUGUGGAGCAAGACGGAAAAAAACAAGACAGGGAAAGAAAACCAGACUAGAUUUGUUUUUUGGGGGUGAGAGUGGAAAACAAAGAGGGGACGAAAGGCAGCAAGCGAGGGAGGACGUGCGUGUGACCGCAGAUGGUUUUGUGCGCUCUGGCUCUGGAUGAAUGUUGCACCCCGGGGCGCAGCGCACCGAUUGUGUGAAUCUGCAGGGCUGCUCGGCGACACAGUCGGAGAGAUGCUCAGGACGGACAACAGCCGCGGACGCGCUCUGAGAAGUGGACAGUAAGAAAAAAGGCACAAAAGCUUCUGCCGAGGAGCUGCUGAGCACCAAAGAGACAAGAGAGCAGAGGAGCUGAUGCACAAGUGAGAAUAAAAACCAGUCCAAGCUCCUGCUGCUGCGACCAACUCGAUUUUCUGGGAGUUUGAGGGAGUUUGAAGACAGUACUUAACGUUAUCAGAUAAUUAAUUAGACACCCCAUAAGCCCGGAAAUCAAUUAAUUCACAAAUCAAUAAAUCCAUAGUCUGGUGUAACAAGAGACCUUCCAGACUGUUGGCCCUGCUGUGGAACAACAAUAACAAGAGAAGAACAACACAGAGAGAGAUCCAGGUUUAUUUGCAGAAACUGAAGAUGGAUGGAGGUCUAGGAGAGAUGUCCCUCCACACUCACUCUGACCUGGCUCACAGUCAGGAUGGCAGAGCCAUGCUACACUCGCGGGACCUUUCAGCUGCUUUCCCCAGGCCCUCCCUCGGGGGACCCUCCAUGUCCCUGGAGCCUGAACCCCGUCCGCCGGGCUUCGACCACUCCAUGUCGGCACUGGGCUACAGCGGCGACUCCCCGUCCAGCGCCGGCAGUACCUACACCACCCUGACCCCCCUGCAGCCCUUUGAUGACAAGUUCCACCACCACCAUCACCACCACCCUUGCUUGCCCGUCAGCAACGUCAUCGGCAGCUUCACUCUCAUGCGUGAGGACCGAGGCCUCAGCACCAACUUCUACAACCCCUAUGGCAAGGACCUCGCCAUGACCCAAAGCCUGUCCCCCCCCUCCACAGGUUCAGGCCUGGGCUCCUCCAUGCACGGCUAUGGCAGUCUGGGUAACAGCCCCAAUGGCAAUGGUGGUCAGAUGCUCCACGGCGGCUACGACGUCCACGGGGGGAGCCUAUUCUGCAGAACAUCGGAUUUUGCCCGUGAGAUCUCGCCACCAGGCCUCGGAGGAGGUGACGUGUCAGUGGGGCAUCAGUUGAAUAAAAUGGAGGCUCACCACCAUGCCACGGGCCACCACCCUCACAUCUACAGCCAGCACUACCAACCGCACCAUCACCCCAGCCAGCAGGCCUCCAAGGUGAGCGAGCACCUGCACUCCUCGUCGUCCGCCUCGUCCUCGCCCGGCGAGGGCAUGCUGCCGGGCAUGCAGGGCAGCGGAGGCACCACCGGGGAGGAGAUCAAUACCAGGGAUGUGGCCCAGAGGAUCAUCACCGAGCUGAAGAGGUACAGCAUCCCCCAGGCCAUCUUCGCCGAGAGGGUUCUGUGUAGGUCACAGGGCACGCUGUCUGACCUCCUGAGGAACCCCAAGCCCUGGGGCAAGCUCAAGUCCGGCCGCGAGACCUUUAAGAGGAUGUCCCGCUGGCUUCAGGAGCCAGAGUUUCAAAGAAUGGCCUCGCUCCGGCUGGAGGCCUGCAAGCGGAAGGAGCAGGAGCAGAGCAAGCUGGAGCGCAAUCAAGGCCCAAAGCGCACCAGGCUGGUGUUCACGGACCUGCAGCGGCGUACACUCUUGGCCAUCUUCAGGGAGAACCACCGCCCGACCAAAGAGCUGCAAGUUACCAUCUCCCAGCAGCUGGGCCUGGAGCUCUCCACCGUCAGCAACUUCUUCAUGAACGCCCGCCGACGCAACAUCAACAAGUGGGCAGAUGAGGGCCGUCCUUCCUCCACGGGUUCCUCAGGCUCCAGCAUUUCCUCCUCCGCAGUGUCCUGCAGCACGGCGUGAUGACGGACCGCCGAGGAGGUGCGGUGGGGAGGGCGCUGAGGGAGCUAGGGGGCACAUAGACUGGUCUAGGCAGAGAUCAGCCGUAAUAAAUGUCCUCCUCGUUAUCAGAAGGAGCGACGGAGCCAGCGAUUGUAGAUGAUAUUAUGAAGAUGAAGCAUUUUCCCAAACCAAAGUUGAUCGCUUCCUUGAAAUGGAAGGGGGGCGAUACCCAGAGUGAUAUGAUCGCAGGAUGUGAGGUCCUGCUUGUAUAGUCAAGGGUGCAAAGAUUAUUUGACUCAUAGAAGAGUCACACCCUUACAUAGACGCCAUCUCAUUGCAUUAUUUUGAUUAUGUAGAAUAGAGAUAAUGAGGGUAUUACAAAUCAGGAGGAAGCAUAUUUUGAUGUACCUUCAAAUCUGUUGUCAUCUCUCCAAACGUGAAGAAUCAAGAUGUCGUUUGCUCAUAUCUGGAGAGCGCCAUCGUGUAACAUCUUAAUCAAAACUGUUCACCAUCAUCCAAAGACGUUAAUCCUGCCCCAGUGUGCUCCACAAAUAUGGUCCCGUCUGUUCUUCCUCGAGAAUCAAGGUGAAAGAGGAAGAAAAGGCGUUUUUUUUAAACUUAGCCAUUUUUUUCUGAAGAACCUAAUUUCCCUUUCUUAGCAUGUGUUUCCAUGGUGAUGGUUCCCACGUCUGUGUGGCGUUGUCUUGAGUCCAGAGCCUGGAAUUAUCAGGAGGGCUCUGUAGCGUCUGUAACUUCCAGCAGUCAAUCAUUUUACCGUCAACAGGAGCCUUGCCUGUGCUUUGUGAGGAUGGUCCCGCCUUGAAUGAAUCAGAGUUUUCGAGGGGGAAAGCGCAGAGCAUCUCGCUGUACGCCCCGGACAGAAUCAAUAACAAGUAGGACGCAGAAACGGACUUGUUGGUGCAAACGUCCAGCUUUAAGACUCUCACUGAGCUUCCAAACGUGAGCUCCACAGCCAUUUUUUGACUCAAAAUCAAGCCACAAAAAACAAAAAUGAAAAACAGCCUUUGAACACGAAGGCUCCGCGGUAAAGAGGUACACUUGACACAAUGUAUAGUGACAUUGUCCUAUUUUUUCCACUCAUUUUCAAACUGUACACACCUCUGCUCCAUAUUGAAAUCUUUUUUUUUUUACAGAUGUCUAGAAAAUGGAGGAAUGUGAUUCUUUCAGCCCUUUUUGUACAGAUUUCAAGCACAUCGCUCUAUUUAUAGAAACACAUUGGAAGCACGGGGCAGUUUGUUUCAGCCCUGCUGACGUACAAGGUCAUUUUUUGGUCCACAAAGGAAAGGCUUUAACAUGCCUCCUUAUAGCCAAUAGUUAAAUCAAACCAAGAUCCUUUUAAAUGCAAUUGCUGAUCUGAUCAAUGUAUUUAUUACUGCAUUUGUGUAUUUAUUAUUUUCCCCUUUUCUUUCCCUAUUUCUAUUUAUUUGGUUAUUUAUUUAUGCUAAUCUAUAUACUGUAAGUAUUUAUUUAACUAUGCUCUGUAUGUCUGUGUGAAACUGAAGACUUUUUCUGAUGGGCACUUUUAGCUGUAGAAUCCCAUCGUAAUACCAAAGAUUAACAUUGCGUCCCUGAAUGUACGGCCUGAGUCCCUGAACCCCGAACCCGACCCGAUCCAGCCCGAACCCCCCAGUGAUGUUACGUAUCUCUCUAUCUUCGAGGCCUGGCCUUUGUUUUUUGUUUUUUGUAGAAUAAUGGGGAUUUCUUUACUCUUGCAAUUGUCUCUGCGGUCAGCUCUUAACGUCAAGGCCAAAGCUUGUUUGAAUGUUGUGAUAAUAUUUAUAAUUAAUAACACUAUGAAUAAUGACAAUAAUAAUGAUGUUGAUAACAAUAACAACAACAAUGUGGCAUCCCAUAGGUUCACAGGUUGCUUGUAAAGUUGUGUUCAGACCAAUGCCAUCUGGCGGACUGUGUAAGUGUCUGGGGACCCACUUAAAGCGUUGUCUGGAGGUCCCAUUGAGUGCGAGUCCUUCAGGGUCACAUGCAAACAUGCGUACUGUUUGACUGCCUGGGGAAAUGCAUGGUUGUGAACCCCGCCUCUCCCAUUCCCAUCUCCCUCACCUGCCCCCCCCUCCCCAGUGCAGUUCAGACAGUCCUGUCUAUGUCCAGCUCAGUGUGAUCUUACUGUCCAUACUAAACCCUUCUGCCAGUUGUCUCAGUUCCAAGACGGUUCACUCCUGAUUUUGGGAGGUUCUUUAGAUUUGAGAGGUUCCCUGUCUUACGUGGGUCUUGGGGUUGUCGUCCUGUUCCUAGAGUUCUGGAAGGUGUUAGGAUUCACUCUUGGUUUAGGAGGUUCUUAAGAUUUGAGAGGUUCCUUGUCUUAUGUGGAUCCAGCAUCAGGGUUCUGAGGGUGUCAGGAUUCAUUCUUGGAGUUUGAGUCCUGCGUGUUCCUCGACUCCUUAGGUCUAUGUUGACCGAGUUCUGAAGGUCGUACACAUUGUUCCUGGUCUUAUUAGGAUCUUUAAGGUUUUCUCUCAAGUCUUCUGAGAGAUUUGUUCCUCAUCUUUUGAAGAUCUCUAAUUUAGUUGCAAUGACGCUCAGGCUCCCUAAAUUUCCUAAGGAGUGUCCCUCAUCUUUCAGGAAUCCUUGAAUUUGUCGCAAAGGCUUUCGUGGCUUAUAAGGUUUGUCCGUGGCCGUCUUCCCCCUGCAACUCACACAGGCAUAAGUGACUUGAUUUUCCGGUGUUUUAAAUGCUGAAUGCCUAAAUCAGGAGAGAUUGCCCAGGAUCUGAUUCACUGACCCGGGUGUAAAUGCUGCCAAAGAGUGUUGAGGCUAGAUUGGUCCUUUUCCACCCUCUCUCUCUGUUUCUUUUCUUCCCUCGCUCUCUCUCACUGUCUUUAACGUUGGAAGGGGUGGGUUGCCGGGGCCCCCUUCACAGCGUGCACUUGAAAGACGGGCGGUCAUGAAAGAGGCCAUCGACUUUUUCGCAGACUUCAAAGGCAAGGUCUUUUUCAUCCCAUCUCCUCUCUGGGUAUCUGGUCUGGGGUCCGCUCUCGGCCAGACCUGUGGGGUUUAGGGGGCAUUCAAAGGGGGCGGGGGGAGAUCAGAGAGGAGGCGGAAUCAUCCAGAACGAGGACAGUGGUAGUGGUGUGUGUGUGUGUGUGUAGAAGAGGUGGGAGGGGGGUUAUUCGAGGAACAGGAGGUGUUGGAGUAGUGGGGCAUGGAGCUGAAUUAAACUUUAAUGAGCAACAAUUGUAAGCAUGCUGAGAGCAAGGGGGGGCAGUGGUCAGGGCGUGCAGUUGAGUCUGUGCAGAGGGAAAAAAAUGAAAAAUGAAAGAGCUUGGAGGCUCCUCUGCCGACCCCUGCUCUCUACUGUCAUUGUAUCAAAGCUGAGGUGACACCUUUCAGGUUUCCCUUUGUCUCGCUGACUGGAAGCCUAAAAUGGAGACAGAGCUUUUUGUAUUGAGCCACCUUCUGCUCAGUGUCAAGCAGGGAAGCUCUUCCCUGUCUGUACAGAGGGGAGGGAGGAGGGAGGGAAUCCAUUUGGCUGCUGCAGGUGAUCCGCAUUGCCAUUUUAGCCUGCGGCACCCCCUAGUGGCUUUUACAGAAACUUGACCCUGAAAGCAAGGCUGGCAGCCGAGGCCGUUGCAGAGCGAGUCUGAGGGGAGCGUAAAUAAUGGAAUAGCAGAACUGAAAGCUAAUAUAUACUUUCAGAAUAAAAAAGAUAAAAGACCAAAAAAAAAAAUUUUUUUUUGAUAAUGUUUAAACCAAAAAAAAAAAAAAACAACCAAAGAUUGAUGGGUAACUGCUGAAUCGUGAUGUAUCAUGGGUAGUUUUAGCAGUUCCCUAUCAGAGCUACAGUAGCACUCAGAGGAUUCAAAAAAGCACCAGUGGGGUUCCGCGUGCUGAGUAUUUAUGUUACAUAAAACAGUAUUAUGUUGAGCUGGAACUGAGAAACUGACAUGAGGCAGUGUCUUCAGAUGGAAGUCUUUUGACUCUGUGAACCCCAGUGUCCCCUGUUUGUUCCCGUCCUCACCCCUGUGUGUACAUGAAGACUUUACCCAUCUACCUCAACUGUGUGAGAUGUUGUGUGGCAAAGAUAUUCCUUAACCAAAGAAUCCAUCCUGUCAGGGUGUCUGUCUUAUCUAUCUUAUCUAUCAAUCUAUCUAUCUUGUCUGUCCAUCCGUCUCUUCUUCAUGCCUUUUACUCCAAACCAAACGUGCUGGAAUCAAUCCGUAACAGGAGCCGAACGUGGCCCCCUGUCCAGCCAAAGCUUAAGUCCAGUAUGCUAGAGUGUCCCAUUGAUCCAUGCUCUGUAUAUAAAUACAAUUCUCAAGACCAAAAAAAAAGGAGGUGACAAUCCAAGCAAGGAGGAUCUUGCUGUAAUCAACGUUGCCUAUUCCUUGUUUUCCGAGAACUAGAAUCAUGUAACAGAAAAAGCCCAAGAAUCAAGCACCCACCCCAAGAUAAAAAAGGUCAGAGGAGACAGAAGCUAUUUUUCCACAUUUGUAAGCCACCCCUCCCAACCCUGUUUUUUCCGAAAUGUUUAGUGUAGUUGAAAUACUGUUCGAUCCCACUGUUGUAAGUAGGAAUUAAUGAAAUCCAUUCAAAAAGCUUUAAACGGGGAAGAGCUGAGGGAAAUAUUAUAUUUGAGUCUAAGUUUCCUCAGCUUGGACUCGACCCACCAUGCUUUAUCGUGCCAUUCUUGUCCAUGUGUUAGACUUACUAAUGAAUGUGGCUAACCAACCAAAGGCUUUAAAAAAAAAUACACAACACUUUAAACGUCAAUCAUGGUGGGACAUUUUGUAUCAACAACUAAAGAAAAUCCCUUUGAAUACCUCAUGUGAAAAUUGUUUGUUGUGAUGUUGCACUAAAAAAAUAAAAAUGACUCAUUUGUAACCCAA